This is a messenger RNA of Truncatella angustata, 570 nucleotides long. RefSeq lists its product as uncharacterized. Lineage: Eukaryota; Fungi; Ascomycota; Sordariomycetes; Amphisphaeriales; Sporocadaceae. The annotation marks the transcript as partial. The transcript is spliced from 2 exons. The record is from RefSeq and is a predicted model, not a curated record.
AUGGCCACGUUCGUAAUCGCUUUCUCUGCAGUCGUUGGAGCAGCGGAGGGAAUCCGGCAGACUCAAGUUCGCGCUCGAAGACAAGAACACCGAAGCAGGAAGAAUAAUCUCACCGUCCGUUGUCCCAAAUCAUCGGAGUAUAGUCAUGUCGUGGAAGGAAGAGCCAUAGUGCUUUCAGGAGACAAACUCUAUAUCGACACAGGUACCGUGCACGAUAUGCCAUUUGGUCACCCAUUCGCAGGCUACUUCCUCGGCUUCCCAGACACCAAAUACUCCGGCCUGGUCACCACGAUUUGCGAUGAGCCACCCAUCAUGAACUGGAUUUACGUGGACCGUGACACGCUCGAGGUCAAAUUCGGAGCUCGGGCUUAUGCCGAGCCGAACUACACCGGACCUUUCGACUGCACGCAACAGGAUCGACGCUUGACGUUCGGUGGUUGGGAAGGGUUUAUGGCUGUCAGAGAAGGGCAAUUCUGGUCCUUAUAUUUUGACUUACAGCAGAACAAGCUCAAGUCAAAGGUCACCGAGGGAACCGUCGUCCUGGAAAUAGAGUUAUCGAGGGUCGAGAUG